Guyanagaster necrorhizus is the source of this 351-nucleotide messenger RNA. RefSeq lists its product as uncharacterized. The coding region runs from base 1 to 351 and encodes 116 amino acids. NCBI's taxonomy places the organism in Eukaryota, Fungi, Basidiomycota, Agaricomycetes, Agaricales, Physalacriaceae. The record is from RefSeq and is a predicted model, not a curated record. The transcript is spliced from 4 exons.
AUGACCACGCAGCAGCUGGCGUGUCGAGAACAUUUGAUGACGGGCGACUUAGAUGCGGACAUGGGAGGGGAAUACGUAGAAGGAACGCGUCAGGAUGUGUUACGAGUCACCUUAUGGCUUGAGAGUAAUACUCAUCCGCUGGUGUGCCUGCUUCAGGGAACGGCUGGUACUGGUCAGACUCCCACAGCGAAUAGUAUCGCACGGAUCACUUCAAAUCCAGACCGCCAUGUCCUAGGUAGCACCUCCUUUUGCUGUCGAAAAGAGGCGCACCGGAAGAAUAUUCGUUGCAUCACCCCUUCCAUCGCCUUCGAGCUCGCGACAUCAGUCAGACAUAUGGACGACAAUUGUUGA